Molecule: messenger RNA, 972 nt
Organism: Penicillium egyptiacum
Lineage: Eukaryota; Fungi; Ascomycota; Eurotiomycetes; Eurotiales; Aspergillaceae
Source: the annotation of a GenBank genome assembly
AUGACCAACGACAGUUGUCCUCUCCGGUGCCUCCCACCUUGGAGAACGAGCCCCGGUGGAUUAGAAUUGAGCGGACAACUCUACUGGUUCUAUGUGUACCGCAGAUUCUAUUUUCUACAUCUUCAGCUUGCCAUGCGGAGGUUCUAUCUAGGAGACCAGGCUGGAAUCAGCACUGAAGCGUUAUCUUAUACCCAAGUCCGAAUUUACCCCGAAGAAUCAUCGUGCCCUGAAAUCACCUCUCUCUUUUCGACCGACGCACAGAUCUGUUCAGAGACGCCGGGACUUUGUUUAAGAAUGCAGAAUGUGAUGUUUGUUCACGGUAGCAGAUCGGAACUACUGCUAUAUCGAAAUGGUAACGAAUCUGCCGGGAAACCUCCGCAGGUUAUGUUUAUUUGCGCGCACGUUGGGUAUCUGCAGAAAGCCGAACUACUGAACACCGUGGUGUUCGCCUAUCUCGAUGGAGAGGAAUAUCCCUGUUCCACUUAUACUUGUAACCAAUGCAAUACAGAUUCCCGCAUUGAAGUCUGUGAAUAUGGCUCUCAUUUGGCCCUGGUCCUUACAACGUGGAUUAAUCUUGGCCCUGGUUUGACGCCAGAUGACCCUCGAUGGAAAAUCCAUAGUUGUGAAAAUCGGGGCGUGACACUUGAUCCAAAUGACCGUACAGACAGUCCACGGGUCUCUUUUGAGAAUGCGUCGCCUCGGUUGUUGGGGGCAUUGCUGUCAAGAAACCUUUCCUACCUCAAGGACCAGCAAUACAGGAAGGUUAUGCGUCCACUUUCUCAACAUUUUCAAGGUCAGGGCCUCUGGUACUUACCAAGUCUACCAAGUGAAAAUAUUCUUGAGGAGAUUACCUGUCCAUGUCCUGAGGAUUUGUUGUCGAGGGCCGGCUGCUGGAGUCUGCUUCUUUGGCUCUUGCCUAGUUCCACUCCAAGGCUUCCUUCCCGCAGAAGACUCCCAGAAACAUUCACUUAA